ACUUCCAUAGACCGAGAGAGAGAGGCUCCCUCGACUGCAAUAAUUCUGCAGCCAUUCUAACUCCAACCCCAACCUGUUUUCUCUCUCCUUCCGCGCGAUCACUUCCUCUUAGUCUUCCUCAAUUCACCUUCACACUUUUCUUCCCCUCUUUUGGUUUUGCAAUCUCAAUUCUCUAACAUAUUCGUUGCUGAUUUCUUCUUCAUUGCUCCAAUUCAAUCCAAAAAUCCUCUCCAUUCGUAGAUUAAUUUCGUUUUUCUCUACUAAGAAACCUCAUACUUAAUUGAUUGACUUCUUGCUUGAUUGAAGACGAUGGCAACUCCGGCGCCUCUGAUUAAGGUGGAAAGAGCUCACCAGAUGUACCGUGAGGGGCGCUACAGCGAAGCCUUAGGGCUGUAUUCGGAUGCGCUUGCUGUUGCGAAGGCUAAAGCUCAGAAGAUCGCUCUUCAUAGCAAUCGCGCUGCUUGCUUUCUUAAAUUGCACGACUUUAAGAAGGCAGCUGAUGAAUGUACAUCUGUUCUUGAGCUGGAUAAUAAGCACACUGGAGCAUUGAUGUUGCGUGCUCAAACUUUGGUCACAUUGAAGGAGUAUCAGUCAGCACUUUUUGAUGUCAAUCGUCUCCUUGAGCUGAAUCCCUUGUCAGAAGUAUAUGUAAACCUUCAGGCACGUUUAAAAACACAAUUGUCACUUGCUCCAAUACCCGAGGUAGAAAGUGAGCUUGAGGAAGAGGAUGAAGACAUAGAUGCAGAUAUGUUGAAAAGCUCCAAGGAGUCGGAGGAUAGAGAAGGAAAAUAUGGAAAAAACACAGCAGCAGGUACAGUUGAGAAACCUGAGGCAAAUGUCCACACAAUUAAUGGAUUCUUAACCCCUAAAACCAACGGCGGCCAGAAGUUUUCUGAUUCUCAUUCUAAGGGAUGGCAAACAAUCCCCAAACCAAAGGGACAUUCCAGACUUGACUAUUCACGUUGGGACAGCGUAGAAGAUGGUUCUAGUGACGAUGAUUAUGAUGAAGAAGAUGAAUAUACCCGGCCCCAGUAUAAGUUUCGUGUGAAUACUGUAGAUGUCAGACCAGUUAAGUGAAUGCUCAUAGAUUGAUAGUACAUGAUCUUUUCGUGGGGAAGCAACGUUAUAUAUUUGUGAAAUCUUGUCGGAACAUCUGUGCGGCAAAUCUGUAUCAAGUGAGUGAUUUUCAAUAGAGGUGCUGACGUCAGGCAAACCAUUCUUUUGUAAUGAUGUCCGGUGCUCUAGGGUCCUUUUGUAAUGAUGUCCGGUGCUCUAGGGUCCUUGCUAGUUGAUCUUAAUGGUGCUGCUGCCUCUCGUUUUAUACAUAGUAUACCAAUCUAUUCAGCGACUUUAAAGUUUCCCAAAGACAUGGCACAAUGUGAUGAUGUAGAUGUGUUUUUAGCAGGAGAACUACUUUAUUUGUACAUUAUACUAUACAGGUUCUUUGUGGAGAUGGUGAUGUAUAUACAUGAAGCAUUCAAUUGA
Messenger RNA from Beta vulgaris subsp. vulgaris (sugar beet), 1485 nucleotides. RefSeq lists its product as uncharacterized. The transcript has 3 exons. Gene Ontology annotation, molecular function: protein binding. Bases 310 to 1077 code for a protein of 255 amino acids. Lineage: Eukaryota; Viridiplantae; Streptophyta; Magnoliopsida; Caryophyllales; Amaranthaceae. The record is from RefSeq and is a predicted model, not a curated record.